AAAGAAUAUUAGAAACACUCGUGGAAAGGGUCUCACGACAGUCACCAAUGUAACGUUACUACUGGAAUUAUUGGGAGCAAUACACAAACACAAAGCGUUUGAACCAUCGGGACAACUGAGCUGAGGACGAUGUGGAAUAUUUUCAUGCAAACAACCUGACUGCAGACACAAGGAUGUCUUGGCCUGUUCUGUACGCUCAGAUAGUCGGGGCAAACCGUCACUCCACCAGCCUGGGUAAAGUCUGGCUCUCUGUGCUCUUUAUUUUCCGGGUCAUGGUGCUGGUUGUUGCUGCUGAGAGCGUCUGGGGGGACGAGCAGUCUGACUUCACUUGUAACACACUACAGCCGGGCUGUGAAAACGUCUGCUAUGAUCAGUUCUUCCCUGUCUCCCACAUCCGUCUAUGGUGUCUUCAGCUUGUCUUUGUCUCCACACCGGCACUCCUGGUUGCAAUGUACGUGGCCUAUCGGAACCAUAGCGAUAAGAAGAGGCUCCUACAGGGUUCUGGUAGAGCUGGUUUCCGUAGCAACAAAGACCCAGAUGAAGAUUUGGAGACUCUGAAGAGACGGAGACUCCCUAUAGCUGGCGCCCUCUGGUGGACGUACGCCUGCAGCCUGGUGUUCAGGCUACUGUUUGAAGGAGGCUUCAUGUAUGCUCUAUACGUGGUAUACGAUGGCUUCCAGAUGCCACGGCUGGUGCAGUGUGACCAGUGGCCGUGUCCAAACCUGGUGGACUGCUUCAUCUCACGCCCCACCGAGAAAACCAUCUUCACUGUUUUCAUGGCCACUGCUUCCUCUAUCUGCAUGGUCCUUAACAUGGCUGAACUUGCAUAUCUUGUUGCCAAGGCUGUCACUAGGAGUCUCGGUGGUCAGAAGGAGAGGAAAACAUGCAGAAAAUCUAACAGAGAGAGGAUGCAGAAUAAGACAAACCAGAAGUUACUUGUCUCAACCUGAGGAAGCAGCAACAAUGUGGACAAUACAUGCAGAAGAAACACUUUCCAAAGACCUAAAAGCUGAAUAAUUACAAGUGGCAUACCUGUGAAUGACCCAAAACGUGUAAAUACAAUUCAAAAAGUGAACAUUUUCUAUGAUACCUAAUGUGUUAAAAAGUAACAUUCAUGGGGUGGAGAGGAUGGAAUCAGUGUCUACAACUCAAAACUUUAUUUUUUACAUGAUAUUGUCUGAGAUUGUAUUUGUUGACAAUAUUUCAGUUCAUAUAAUAUAAAUGCACCCACCAAUUCCUACUUUAUCUACCAAAUACAGUUUCAUCUCAAUUGUGUGUUAGUGUAAUAGUUUGAGUUAAUAAUUACAUGACAAUAAUAAUAUAAAUAAAAACAGUAAUAAUAAUAAUAA
Messenger RNA from Perca flavescens (yellow perch), 1349 nucleotides. Its product is annotated as gap junction beta-6 protein. The transcript has 7 exons. Gene Ontology annotation, molecular function: gap junction channel activity. Gene Ontology annotation, cellular component: connexin complex. The coding region runs from base 174 to 950 and encodes 258 amino acids. Gene Ontology annotation, biological process: gap junction-mediated intercellular transport; cell-cell signaling. The record is from RefSeq and is a predicted model, not a curated record. Lineage: Eukaryota; Metazoa; Chordata; Actinopteri; Perciformes; Percidae.